AUGCCGUCGCCGGUUCAGGGCAAGCACCCACGGACGACGCCGCUGUCUCCGGCCAUCCCCGAUGGGACGGACCACCUGAGCUCCCUCCCAGUCGAGAUGACCGAGGAGAUCCUCCGGCGCCUGUCCCUUGACGACGCCGUCCGCACCUCCGCCUUGGCGAAGCCCUGGCGCUAUCGCUGGGCCGAGUGCCCCGGCUUCAAGCUCGUGUUCGUCGCCGAAGAUCCACCGGCUGCUGUAGAUGCCGUCCUCGCCGGGUACGCCUGCAAUGUCUCCUAUGCCCAGCUUGACGUCGCGCCAGAGUCCAACGGCAAGGUGGACGGCUGGAUCCGCGCCCUCGCUGCCAAGGGUAUACGGUGCCUGGUCCUGUGCUUCACUCUUGUGCUCUCCAUGAGAUGGCUCCCUGUCCCCGCCUCGCUCUUCUCCUGCCGCGAGCUGACCUCACUGCUGCUCAAGAGCUGCGAAAUCCCAGCCCUGCGGUCUUCCUCUGACGGCUUCCCAAACCUUUUGGCACUCGAGCUGGAUGAUGUCAACUUUUGGGAGAACGGGCAGAAGACAUUUGAGGCACUGAUUGCCAGGUCCCCAUUGUUGAGGUCUCUUCGCAUCAUGUUCCCGUCGAUCAACGGAGAAGAUGAUGGGGGAAACUACAGUGAGUGGACGAUAAGGGCUCCAAACCUCAGAAUCCUCAGUAUGGGCGCAUGGCAGGACUGUGGGUGGAGGCUAGAUGAUCUUCCACUCAUCGAGGAAGCAUGUAUUCACCUGGAAGGCAAUGAGUUGCCAAGGAUCCUACCAGCGCUGACAAGAGUAGAGAACCUUUCUGUGGAAGGAAUCAUGGGCCACACAAAUGAGUUGCAGUUCAUAAAGUUUCUUAUGUCAAAAGCAACAGUACUUGAAGAAAUUGAAAUUUAUGUACAUGAUGAUAGCCCAAUGUCUAUUGAGGUUGUUUCUGAUGAGUUGUCUCAGUAUAAAAAAGCUUCUCUACAAGCAGGGAUUAUUGUCAAUCGUUAUGUUGAUUAUAAUAACAUUGAUGAAACUGACGAUGAUGAAGAACCUUGA
Molecule: messenger RNA, 1053 nt
Organism: Panicum virgatum (switchgrass)
Lineage: Eukaryota; Viridiplantae; Streptophyta; Magnoliopsida; Poales; Poaceae
Product: F-box/FBD/LRR-repeat protein At1g13570-like
Exons: 3
Coding region: 1-1053 (350 amino acids)
Molecular function (GO): protein binding
Source: RefSeq, a predicted model, not a curated record